CCACCGCAUCUUCUUCCUAGAGAAAUACUACUAUCGCUCUCCUCUUUCCAUCGGUUGCCUUGCAGCUUCAUCUUCUGGAGUAUUUAAUCCCCACUCCGAGCCCGGUUAUGCAAUCACCUGCGCUUGAACCGAGGACGUCGAUGGCGGAACAGUACAAGAAGAGACCGCGGCUCUCCGACAACGCCGAGAGCAGCGCCAGCAAGAAGCCGAGCAUCCUGGAGGUCACUAGUCCGGUGGCCACCCUGGCACCGGCACCGGCACCCGCGAGUGUGUCCCCUAGCCCGGUCGCCACAAGGACGCCGUCGUUGGCAGCGCCCAGUCCUGUUUCCAAGAGGGCACCGUCGUCGGCUGCGCCAAGUCCAGCUGCCAUGUCGAAACCAAUCGCCGUGGUGAAGCCAACGGCCGCCACGGUGAAGGUAACCAAUCCGGUGCCAGCCAUGGCAUCGGCGCUGGAGGCGCCUAAUCCAGUUGCCUCCAGCACGCCGACAUCGGCAUUACCCAGCCCAGCGGCACCCAAUACAGCGGACACGGCGACGCUGGCGCCCAGCCCAGUUGCCACGGCGAAGCCAGCAGUGAAGCAUGAGCCGGAAGAUGGAAGGAUGCUCGCAGUGCCGGCGGCAGAGGAGGUCGUCAUCUUAGAAGUGGAGAAAAAAUGGCUAUACUGCGUGACGUGCCAUUCCCCACUCAAGCCUCCCAUCUUCCUGUGUGAGGUUGGGCACGCGGUGUGCUGCGACUGCGCAGGACGCGGCGGCGAGAGAAAGCACUGCGGCGCGUGCAACCGCGCCGCCACCUACAGCCACGUCCCCUGGAUGGACGGCAUGGUCACCGGCCAUAAGGAGCCGUGCCCGUACAAGAGCUUCGGCUGCGCGAGGUCCAUCGUCUACUACGCGGCGGCGGACCACAAGGCCAGGUGCGCGCACGCGCCCUGCUACUGCUUCGAGUGCGCGUUCGAGGGCUCGCCGGCGAGCCUCGUGCGCCACCUCACUGACCAGUCCGGCCGCCACCGCUGGCCCGUGGAGGAGAUCAAGUACGAAAGUAAGAAAUCUUUCGUGGUGCCGGCAUCGGAGCACCGCCGCCUGCUGGUCUCGGAGGAGGACGGGCGCGUGUUCCUACUGGCCGUGGGUGCCGGCAGGGGCGCGUCCGGCGUCCGUCCCGUCAAUAUCGUCUGCGUCAGGGGGAACGCCGGCGGCGGGACCACGAGGCCGCUGUACAUGGGCGUGCUCUGGGUGGACGGCCCUCCGGCCGCCUCGGGCCACCUCAGGGGCGACUUCAAGCUGAAAGGGGAGCUGGCCAACUGCGGGGUCCCCGGCGAGGUGGACAUGGAUCAUGGGCAGCUCCAUGCGCAUGUCAACCCGGAGAUGCUCCACGGGGAGUCCAAGGAGGUUCAUCUGGCCAUUUGCAUCACCAAGUUCUAGUGAAUUAGAUAUCACUCUAGCUUAUGUGUAUGCAGCAACAGUGCCUGGUUCACAAUGUUUAUGCUUGUUUUGGCCCUCUGAUAUCUAGCUAGCAACUCUAAUUUCCUCGAGAAACUGCUUAUAGCCAUGUAAUCAAACUAGUGUUCGUGGUAGCCGAGGGGUAAGUUACUAGGCCAGCUGUGGUACUCAUCAAAUAGUGGGCGCAAGUUCCAGAUUGUCUCAAGAUGUAACGGAGAAUAUUUUGUUGGUCCUUGUGCUCGUACCAAA
Lolium perenne is the source of this 1682-nucleotide messenger RNA. RefSeq lists its product as uncharacterized. Gene Ontology annotation, molecular function: zinc ion binding. The record is from RefSeq and is a predicted model, not a curated record. Lineage: Eukaryota; Viridiplantae; Streptophyta; Magnoliopsida; Poales; Poaceae.